AAUGAGCCUUACCGUGUGUUGUUUUAGCAACUAAAAUGGUUACUUGAGAAAUCAGUGUCUGAUUCUAUAGGAAAAAAGGAUAUGUGAUAUGAAAGUCAGAAUUUUUUAAACUUCCUAUCUGAUCACAAUGGUCUGGACAUUCUUCUGUGGUAAACAGGGAGCAUGUGACUCAUAGCUUCAGCUCCUGCAGAGGUUCUGUGAUUGUAAAGCGAGGGCCAGUCUACUUAGCUCAUGCUGAUUAGCACACAUCUACACACACACACACCCUCGGCCGUUGAGUUAAACUGUAAUCAUUAACUCAGAUGGCCUCAGAGGGAGAAAGAGAAGCACUGCUUACUUGAACAAAACCAAGCCGAAACUACAUACAAAUGUCCAGGAAGAACCUCCAGCCUGAGAAGGAAGGACGCCGUGAAUGUGGUGCUUCUCUGGUGGAGAAACAAUGAGUUGGACCAGCUGACUCAGGAGUGCUGGACUGAUCAGGAACGAAAUACACACAUUCAUCAUGUUUCCAGCAGUAGUUUGAUGAUUAAUAGUGCUGAUAUCAGUGUACUGUUCCUGGAAUGAUAAGGCUAUCUGGGCUAAAGUCAACUGGGUGGAUCGGAACAGAGAGCCUGAGCGGGCGGAUAUGGCUGAACAGGAAAGUGAGCGGGACUGGCGAAAACUGGAGACGCAGUUCCAUCUGAAGGUCUUCCUCACCGUACUCUACAGCAUUAUUCUCAUCCUGGGAAUUGUAGGAAACAGCAUCACUAUUCACGUGACACAGGUGCUUCAGAGAAAUGGGUACUUACAGAAGAAUGUUACUGAUCAUAUGGUGAGCCUGGCCUGCUCUGAUUUGCUGGUGCUGCUGAUUGGUAUGCCCGUGGAACUCUAUAGUGCUAUCUGGUUCCCCUUUAGUUCUGCUUCUGGAAACACAGCCUGCAAGAUCUAUAACUUCCUGUUUGAAGCAUGCAGCUAUGCCACCAUUCUGAAUGUGACCACUCUGAGUUUUGAACGCUACAUGGCUAUAUGCCAUCCAUUUCGCCACAAAACGCUGGCACGUGCCCGCACUGCUCACCUCAUCCUUGCUGCAUGGCUCACCUCCGUCCUUGUCGCUGUGCCACUGUUAAUUACAACUGGAACACAAGGUCAUGUAGUGGAGCCAGGAGGAGCGCCGGCACAGAAUCUGACCUUCUGCACCAACCUGCAUGAGUACUGGGGAAUGUAUCGCAGCAGCGUGUUCGCAGCUUUCAUCCUCUACCUGCUGGUCCUUGGCAGCGUGGCUUUCAUGUGCAGGAGCAUGAUUGUUGUCCUCAGGGCACCCAUGAUUACUAUGGACACUUCAGGCACUAGUGUGCCUAAACAUGAGAGUGCCAGAGUCAAACAAUCUCGCAAGCAGACCAUCAUCUUCCUAGUGCUGAUCGUGUGUGCACUGUUCGUGUGCUGGAUGCCAAACCAGGUGCGACGCAUAAUGACAGCAGCCAUACCCAAGGAUAAAUGGAGUAUGAGUUACCUGAUAUCAUAUGUCAAAUUGCACCCUGUAGCUGACACCUUCUUCUACCUGAGCUCUGUGCUGAACCCUCUGCUCUACAAUCUCUCAUCACGCCAGUUUCGCACAGCCUUCCUCCAGACGUUGUGCUGCCGUCUCUCUAUCCAGCACGUUAACAAGAAAACGGUGGAGAAGAGCAAAGCCUCCCACGCCUCUAGCCAUUCGCUGCAUCUGCUGCUGCGUAAAAAAUCUCAGCACAGGAGCAUGCAGCCUUCCAGCAGAGAUGCUGAAACUCUGACCCCGAGUGCAGAGAGCAGCGCUGGUGUUCAGAUCUUAAACACACCUCCACCCGUCUCAUCAGAGACAGAAACGUGAGUCAUGUCAAGCCUUCUACUCCACUAAACCCUACUUAGCACCCUAGAUCUCUUUAAUGGCCACUUUUUAGACACAUCUACCUUGUUGGUCCACCUUGUAGAUGAACUUAUAGACAAUCCUUAUGAUGUGAUCACAGGAUUGCUGUUGGCUCAAUAUUUCUGGUUUCGCAACUCAGCAGUGACUCACUUGAUAUACAAAUACUAACACAACCCACAUCACCAUGUCACUGCUGUGCUGAGAAUGAUUCACCGUGACGUAAUAUCUGGCCAGGGGUAGUCCUAUAGUGGUUCUUUUCCACUCAUGAACGGUUUAAAUGCAGGGUUUACGCACUGUACAUAGCAGCAGAUGGGCUACACUCAGUCAUUUUAAAUGUACAAACUCAGCUAUGUGGUAGAUUUACCAGACAAAAUGACCAAUAAGGGUAGAUACAAAGUCGGUGCUACUUAUAAACUGGAAACUCAGUGUAGAUUUUCCCUUUCCAUGCAGAAGAUUCUCAUUACCCGGUAUGAAUUAAUGGGCAACACUUUAUAUUAAGGUUCCCUAACAACUAACAUUAUUUACUGCAUUACUUAACAUGAACGUCAACAUUAAUAAAUCCUAAAUAAUGUUAACGAAGUACUUUACCAAAUGUAUUAACUGACACUUGUUUAAAUGUUAAUGGAGUACACCUGCAUUGACUAAUGUUCAUUCGAUCCAGGACUAAAAUUACGUCCACAAAAAAGAGCAAAAAUUAAAUGACACCAUGUUCCUAAAUGUUGAAAAUUUAAUGAACUCUGUCCUCUAGAUGAUGUUUGCCUAGCACCUCAAGGGUUAGGGGUUCGAUUCCCGCCUCUGCCCUGUGUGCGCGGAGUUUGCAUGUUCUCCCUGUGCUUCGGGGGUUUCCUCCAGGUGCUCCGGGUUCCUCCCCGAGUCCAAAGACAUGUGUUGUAGGCUGACUGCCGUUUCCAAAUUGUCCGUAGUGUGUGAGUGUGUGUGUGUGAUUGUGCCCAGUGAUGGGUUGGCACCCCGUCCAGGGCGUCCCCCGCCUUGUGCCCCAAGUCCCCUGGGAUAGGCUCCAGGCUCCCCGCAACCCUGCUUAGGAUAAGCUGUACAGAAAAUAGAUGGAUGGUCUCAGAUGUAAAUACUGGAACUUGUUAUUCAGCCUCAGCUCUGAAUUUUGCCCGUUAAAUAACCUCAAAAAAUAUUCAUUGAGGUGCUGGCUCAUAUUGCUCAUUGUGGGCUUCAUUUUAUGCAUUGAUGGGGUAAACACUGGGUAAUGCAAUAGGUGUUGAAUAUUUGACUUAUUUGGUUUAUUUAUUAAUUAAAAACCAUAAUCACUUAAUAGGAGUGUUAGUUACUUUGUUAAUGUUGCUUAUAGCGUAUAAACGCUGAUGUACAUGGUUUGUUCAUGUUAAAUUUCAUGUCACUUGAGUGAACCUUAAUUUAAAAUUUUACCAAUUAAUGCAUUCCAACUUUGAUAUCAUGACAAAGGUCCAGUCUAAACCUAACAAAGACAUUCCAAAUGUUUGUAGACAUUAGGGCUGCACAAUAUAUCAUUUGUUAACCAUAAUAGACACAAAUUUCAAAUGAGCACUAUCAUUGUGUUAAUAUCUCAUAGGUACAAGACACGUUUUCUGUUGGUGAGUUGAUAAAUUCUGUCAUUAGCAUUAAUUUUAAAAAAAUUCAGUCCAAUCUUUCUGUUCACCAGGUUACUUUAAUAAAUUGCAGGCACAUUGUGAUAACAAUGUGUAUUAUAGCAAUACAAUAUUUGUGUCCAUAUUGUGCAGCUGUAACAGACAUCAUGUAGACCCACACAUUGUGCAUAUUCCAAUGUAUGAUAUAUAUGGCUGAACAUACUUUUACACAGUUGCCUGAGGGAUUCUCCACUUUGGUGAAUAAAGUGUGCAUUUUGAUACAUUGCAGUAUUGACUAUAUUUGAAUGUUUUAUUUAUUUUCCCAUCAUCUUUCAAAACUUUAUACGUUUUAGUUUUUCUCUUUGUUAAAGCUCCAAUAAGAUGCACUAUAACUAACUCAUUAACCUGCCCUGGAGUACAGCAAAUACACCUAUUGCCUGCUUAAACAAAUAUAUUAUUCUAUUAUUCAAUAUUUUCUGUUGCACUACACAUAAGGUCUCCAUUUAUGAUUGCUUAUUCUGACUAUUUUAUGACUCUGGAGAAAGAGAGCUGUGCAUGUGACCUCUGAAAGCCUAAGACAUGCUGCAUAAUACAUACUGGAACAUAUUAGUGAUCCGUGAUUGUCAUUUCUUUUUUUACAGCAAAAAUACAAAAGUAUCAAAUAAUGCAGAUAUUGUUGUUGUUAUUUGAAAAUAAAGCUGUUUUAUUCU
This is a messenger RNA of Pangasianodon hypophthalmus (striped catfish), 4163 nucleotides long. It is a transcript of the gene gpr39, whose product is annotated as G protein-coupled receptor 39. Gene Ontology annotation, biological process: G protein-coupled receptor signaling pathway. Gene Ontology annotation, cellular component: membrane. Lineage: Eukaryota; Metazoa; Chordata; Actinopteri; Siluriformes; Pangasiidae. The record is from RefSeq and is a predicted model, not a curated record. Gene Ontology annotation, molecular function: G protein-coupled receptor activity. The coding region runs from base 626 to 1840 and encodes 404 amino acids. The transcript is spliced from 3 exons.